AUGCUCCCAGACCCCGUAUUUGCAAACACCGCCCUGGUCACGCCGGAAAAAGAGCUACAACGCCAGAUCAAAGCGUCCCUAGAUCAAGAUGAGUCCCUGGAGGAAAUCCUGCAAUUCUUACAGAACAAGUCCAAAGCACCCCCCUCCAUCAAACGCGCAUUCAAAGAUUACAAGAUGGAGGCUGGAUUACUAUUCUACCAAGGACGAAUCGUGGUCCCUGACCGUACCCUAGAAUUGGUGUCAAGGAAUUACUACUGGCCCAGUAUCCGUGCGGACACAUAUUGGCAUGUGGACUCUUGUGAAACAUGUCAACGGAUCAGAAAGCCUAAGUACGCCUCUAUCCCACCUCAGCCGCUCAAACUUCCUGUUAGACCCUGGCAACACAUAUCAUACGACAUGAUAGUAGACCUGCCUAAGGACGGAAGCAACAACUCCAUCUUAGUCAUAGUGGACAGCUUCACAAAGUAUGGGAUUUUUGUCAAAUGUUCCAAAAAGCUCAAAGCCCCCGAACUAGCAGAAUUAUUCCUGGAACACGUGUGGAAAUGGCACGGCAUGCCUGAAAAAACGGUCUCAGACAGGGGAAGGGUGUUCAACAAUAAGUUUCUGAAGGCACUAUACAAACGCCUAGGAAUUGACCCCCAUUUCUCCUCAGCGUACCACCCCCAGAGCAAUGGACAAACGGAGCAAGUCAACCCUUCCAUCAAACACUUCCUAAGGGCCUACUUGGGGGUUAACCAACGGGACUGGACUAAGUGGCUGCCAAUGGCGGAAUUUGCAUACAACAACGCCGUGCACAGUAGUACUGGAAAAACUCCUUUCAAGGCCUUAUACGGAUGGGAACCCACCUUAACCCCAUCCAACGUACCCACAGAUGUCCCAGAAGCAGAUGAACUUGCCCAAACAAUGGAAGCGCAAUGGAAGGAAGUAGAAUCGGCCCUCUGGCAAGCCAAGCAACGGAUGACAGCCGGAGAAAGCGGAAGCCCGACGGAAUUCAAAAUCGGAGAAGAAGCUUGGCUCAACGCCAAGAAUGUCAACCUCAAAACCUUAAGCCCCAAACUAACAGAACAACGUUUGGGCCUGUUCAAGGUUACUGAGAAAAUCUCCAACCGCGCUUACCGGCUUGAACUACCCCCAACAAUGCGCAUUCACAUGGGAACCUUGAGAAAACUUAAAAAACGCCGAAAAAAUUUUAGAAAAUUACGAAAAAGAGAUGAAAAAGAAGGCCCUUGGCGCUGCCAAGGCCCUUAA
Molecule: messenger RNA, 1248 nt
Organism: Rhizoctonia solani
Lineage: Eukaryota; Fungi; Basidiomycota; Agaricomycetes; Cantharellales; Ceratobasidiaceae
Product: Retrotransposable element Tf2 protein
Exons: 2
Coding region: 1-1248 (415 amino acids)
Biological process (GO): DNA integration
Molecular function (GO): nucleic acid binding
Source: RefSeq, a predicted model, not a curated record